AAAUAUACAUCUUUACGAAAACUAGCCUUAAGGGAUAGGCUUAAAGUUGGAAAUUGAUAAAAUUUACUAAGCGUAGGAAAAGUAUAAUAAUUUAUUUGAAGUAUUACUAAGCGUAUCGCACUGACGGAGGUUAUUAUCAAUAAUUGUAUUCCAUACAAAAUUCUGUUACUUUCGUCUGUUAUGGAUAUGGUGACCACCAAUUUACAACAACAACGGCAAAUUACGGAGCAGCUACGACGUGAAGCUGCUUUAAAACGAAUCACAGUUAGCAAAGCUGUUGAAGAUAUCAUGAAAUACAUUACAGAACACGAGCAAGAAGAUUAUCUUUUGGUUGGUUUUUCAUCACAGAAAUCGAAUCCCUUUCGUGAAAGAAGUUACUGUACCAUUUUUUAAACUUGCAUGUUUAAAGUAAAAUGCGAAUCAUUUUAAUUUUUUCUCUCUAAGUAUUCGUAUUUUGAUAUAUUUAAUUUAUUAUAUGAUUAGAAUGAAAUAUCGAGUCUAUUUGUAUCAUCAAUAUUCAAACAUUCAUUUAACUAUCUUAAGUUGAUUAAUUUGGGCCAUCAUUAUUAUUGUUUCUAUGCAUAUUUUGAUAUUUAUUUCAUGUAAACGUUAAACUUUAGAAUUAUUUAUGCAUUAAUAGUUUAUAUUUCUAAUAUAUUUGCUAAUGCUUUAUUAUAAUUCUAUUGGCCUAUAAAUUACCAUGAAAUACAUACGCACAAAAUAUUUCUAAUAUGUAUCAAUAUUAUCUGCAUAUGCAUAAAUAUAUAUGCGAUACAAAAGUGAAAUGUUAUUUUAUACAAUGUUGAUCUUAUGAAAUGUAAUAUUUUUUAAAUAUGAGAACCUGUUACUCUACAAAGUAUAUUAUAGUCUAUUUUUCAUUCAGUCUACAUAAUCAAAGUUGAAAUUAAAUACUUUAAAUGCCUAAUGUAUGUUUAAUGUACUUUUGUACAAUUUAUUUUGCUAAUUACAUAUGCUUAUAUAACAAUGCACUUGUAAAACUUAAAUUGUAAUACAAAAUAAAAACAUGUUAUAAAAAAUAUAAA
Messenger RNA from Bombus pascuorum, 1043 nucleotides. It is a transcript of the gene Ggamma1, whose product is annotated as guanine nucleotide-binding protein subunit gamma-1. Gene Ontology annotation, molecular function: G-protein beta-subunit binding. Gene Ontology annotation, cellular component: heterotrimeric G-protein complex. Gene Ontology annotation, biological process: G protein-coupled receptor signaling pathway. The coding region runs from base 181 to 393 and encodes 70 amino acids. NCBI's taxonomy places the organism in Eukaryota, Metazoa, Arthropoda, Insecta, Hymenoptera, Apidae. The record is from RefSeq and is a predicted model, not a curated record. The transcript has 2 exons.